Molecule: messenger RNA, 1778 nt
Organism: Tuber melanosporum (Perigord truffle)
Lineage: Eukaryota; Fungi; Ascomycota; Pezizomycetes; Pezizales; Tuberaceae
Exons: 8
Coding region: 447-953 (168 amino acids)
Biological process (GO): intracellular protein transport; vesicle-mediated transport
Cellular component (GO): cytoplasm
Molecular function (GO): GTPase activity; GTP binding
Source: RefSeq, a predicted model, not a curated record
UAACUACAUCACACACCUACUCCCCACACACAAAUCUCCCCCUCCAAUUACUCCCCCGAGGUCUCCCAAAGAAAUAGCCAUUACUGCCUUUUCGCUCUUCUUUAGCUUCACGUCAAAAUACUUCUCUCUGCCCACGACACGUCCGAAAACCCGAUUAUCUUUUCGCGUCGGUUGUUGUCGCGGCAACACCCUCCACGUAUACAAUCCAGACAGGCCCUCCCAUCCACAAGGCUCUACUACUGUACUCGUACGAGGCUCGCUCCCCUCCUUUUCAUCUGGUCGAAAGAAAUCAAAACCUUUGAACUCCUUUCCCGGAACCCACCGUCAAAAAGGUUCAAAUAAACACGUUAACUUGUCGCUGCUCUUCUUAGAAGCAGCAAGACCACAAGUUCAAGAUGGGUGGCUCCAUAUCAAAAGUCAUGAGUAAACUGUUUGGAACGAAGGAAAUGAGGCUACUCAUGUUAGGGUUGGAUGCGGCUGGAAAGACGACUAUUCUCUACAAAUUGAAGAUUGACCAGGAUGUAACAACAAUUCCCACAGUCGGCUUCAAUGUUGAGACCGUAACUUACAAGAACGUCAAGUUCAACGUCUGGGAUGUCGGUGGUCAAGACAAGAUCCGUCCUCUGUGGCGCCAUUACUUUUCUGGUACCCAAGGCCUGAUUUUCGUUAUCGACAGUCAUGAUCGUGACCGUAUCGAUGAGGCAAGGCAAGAGUUGCACAGGAUUAUUCAGGACCGAGAGAUGAAGGAGUCCCUCCUGUUAGUCUUCGCUAAUAAGCAAGAUAUCCCUGGCUGUAUGCCGCCUUCAGAGGUGACAGAGAAGCUUCAGUUACACAAACUGAAGGACAGGGUCUGGUAUGUGGUUCCUAGUUGUGCCACUACUGGCGAGGGAUUGUUUGAGGGAUUGGGCUGGUUGUCCAACAAUGUCAAGACGCAAGCUCCCGCCCGGAAGUAGACAAUUCACGUCGUUCCAUGCUAUUAUAACUUUAGGCAGCUAUUGCCCAUAAUAGCACUAAGCGGAACUGAUGCUGAUGUCGGGUUGUAUGAUAUAAGCCCCGUCUCGGACUACGAGCAGGGCCCACUGUAGAACCGUUUAUUUGCCUUUUAUUGUCAUCUCAUGCUCUGGGUGUUUUCUUUACUUGGGUGCUUCACGUUGGUUAUCGCCUUUUUUCUUUUUUUCUUAUAUUUUCUGCUACUUAUUGCCCUUUUAAUUAAUGAAGUUACGGAUAUUUCAGCCGACUCUUAUACACCCUCUUCCUUCCUUCUCUCACUUACUCAUUUACCGAGCCCAUCUCUCAUAUCCUCAGCGUUAUCUAUCUAUUUCCUUAUAUCCCGAAUAUUCCUCCAUUUCAAAAAUACAUCCUCUGCGAUCUACAUCUAUUUUCUUUCCUCACCCCCCAUGCAUUGCAUUUUACCUUUCAUGAUGCUCCACGAAUGUUUGCACGAGAAUUCAAGUUCUUUUUUAUUCUCCCUCUUUUUAUUCUUUUUUUUUUCCCCUCCUUUUGUUACUAUUGGUCUUUAGCUUUUCCGCCGAGCCCAGAACCGGGAGUCGCGUUUUGAUAUUACUAUCAUACUCCCAAUAGUGGGGAUGGGGCGGUAAAUAGAGAACUUGUUGGCACCAGCACUCCUGGGUGGAGUACUGGGUAAUGUGUAGUAUAAGUCGGCAGUAUAUUGAGAGAAUACCCUUUUUUCUUUACCUCUCGCUUUGGGAAGUUCAACUCUGAACGUCCUGUUUGUUUUCUUGUUCAUUGUGCUUAAUUGACAAGAGAGUGUAUAUGUU